This is a messenger RNA of Onthophagus taurus, 1555 nucleotides long. RefSeq lists its product as uncharacterized. The record is from RefSeq and is a predicted model, not a curated record. NCBI's taxonomy places the organism in Eukaryota, Metazoa, Arthropoda, Insecta, Coleoptera, Scarabaeidae.
AAAUCAAUUCUUAUCUAACGAAGACUGAUUCCAAAAAAGACCCGGCGCCGGUGUAAAAUGAGCGUGGAGCCGCAGGACGAUGACAGUCUAAAAUUAGGCAGCAGGGAGAACAGUACCGGUAAAGAUCUCAGUCAGUCGAGAAGUAGUAUCAAGAGCACAAAAAGUAUUGAAAAGGCGAUUAAUUCAAGUACGGGAAGUUUGCGGGCUGACAAAGACGUGCAUUUCGGGAAGGAAAGUGUCAAAUCGAUUAGUCCCGAUCAUUCCGCGACAGUUUCACACAAAAUAAUCGCUAACUGGCGUAACGCUUGCAGCAAAACCAAAGAUCGCACAAAAGAUCUCCUAAAGCGGUGGAGGACACUCCCCGAAUACGAAGACGCGGAAGGACAUAAGAAAAAAAUAGGUGCUUUGGAGAAAGACGAAACCCACCGGAAUGGUUCCGGCUGGAGUGUUCAUGUUUGGACCACUUGGGUUGAUAGACUUACAGGAGACGCUACUGAUUUUGAAGACGACGACGAAGUAUUCCAACCUAAAUUAACUGCUACGCAGAGCAAUAAGUUUUUAUAUUUUUUUAAUACCCUUUUGGAUCAUGAUCAGGACAAUCUCAUCAGUGAAGAGGAUUUUGAAGCAUUUAUUGAACGUCUUCGCCAUUUCGCCGAUUGGUCAAUAAACUCGCAAGAAUACAACACAUUGCGGGAGGUUGAACAAGGAUUCAUUGAAACUUUUUUACAAGACUUGGGCGAUGACAAAUUCGGAUUCACCGUCAAUGAUCAUAAUUAUAUUACGCAGGAUGGUUGGCUUUACAAAUGGGGAUGUUUGAUACUCGGUUGUCGAAAUCUCUCCGAUUUUCCCGUUUGGUUGCAAUAUUUCGUGAAAAUAUUAUUUCAAAUUAUUAAUAAAAGUGGGAAUGGGAUUAUUUCUCGCGAUGAAUUAAAAUCGUUUUACUCAUCUGUACUUGGAUUUGAAUCGACGAAAGUUGAUGCUACUUUUGAUGUUGCUUAUCGUAUGUUAACCUCGAAUGGUGAUCAUCCAUUAACAUACAGGGUAUACCAAUUGUGUUUUGCCAACUACCUCUUAGCUCGUUACCCAAACGGACCUGGUCAAUAUAUAUUUGGAGCAAUACCUACGUUAAUAACAUCGGCGUUAUUUCCGAUUGAUUAUUCAGCUUUGAACACGCAACCGGAAGAUUUGGAGCAAUAUAUCCCGGAUCAAAAGUCAAAUAGGCGUAGCAUAAUAGUGUAAGAAAUCUUCCUUAAAAGAAAUUAAAACCAAAAAUUGUGGAAGCUUUCGUUCCGUAAACGCACACCCUUCCAUGCUACGUGCACUUCUUAAAAGGUAUUUUCUAUCACAAGUGCACCUUUAACCAAAAUUCAAAAUAUAACGUUAAAAAAAAUAAUAAUGAAAUUCUAAAGCUAUGUGAUACUUAUUAUUAAGCGUCAUUGACGUUUUUUCUUACUUACUGCUCACUUUUACCCUAGAAUUUAAAUGUUUGUUGAAUUGAAUUAAUGGAAGUGAAAACGUAUAAAAUUAAAGUCAAUAAAAAAAAUUAAUCAAAAUG